This is a messenger RNA of Cooperia oncophora, 324 nucleotides long. The record is from the annotation of a GenBank genome assembly. Lineage: Eukaryota; Metazoa; Nematoda; Chromadorea; Rhabditida; Trichostrongylidae.
AUGGCCAAGAGAGGAUCUACCCGCCAGCCCUACAAGUUUUUCGGGAUCGAUUCUCCCUUACCCCAAGCAGGCCUUGUAUUCCCGCAAGAUCUGGCGUUUCAUGCCAAAUGGCCUCGGAGGUUGAGAAAAGGAGAGCCACUUUCCGAACAAGGUCUGGUCAUCGCAAACCACUUUAGGGAAGCCUACGUUUGCACCUCAGUACCCCUGGACCCUGAAUCGGAGCAUUAUAUCACUGGAUACAAGCCACAAGUCGAAGCAAAGAACGCUCAUCACAUACUGCUGUUCGGAUGUGAAGAACCCGGAAGUGACGAGGAAGUCUGGUGA